Molecule: messenger RNA, 2037 nt
Organism: Cuscuta europaea
Lineage: Eukaryota; Viridiplantae; Streptophyta; Magnoliopsida; Solanales; Convolvulaceae
Source: the annotation of a GenBank genome assembly
AAAAAGGAAAGUACCAAAAGUCCAAAAUGGGACGGAGUAACGCAUUUUCCAUGGGUCCACGUUGUCAUGGUUCAGUUACAGCGCGUAAAUGUGCAAUGUAUACUGGUACCAGUACAGAGUCCUAUAAUAAGCCACAACAUUGAUCGGCCUGAUUUACCGGCCAUAUCAUCAUCCGUCUCUCACCCUACGGCAGUGGAGCCGUUGAAAUUGCUUGUUUGCUGCAGGGUUUAAUAUUAUGGCAAGGAAGAAGAUCAGAGAGUAUGAUUCUAAGAGGCUUCUAAAGGAGCAUUUGAAACGUUUGUCUGGAAUCGACCUCCAGAUCUGCUCUGCUCAAGUAGUAGAAGCCACUGAUUUCUCUGAGUUAACCAACAAAGAACCAUGGAUUUCAUCCACAAAAUUGGUUGUUAAACCAGAUAUGCUGUUUGGGAAGCGUGGAAAGAGUGGGUUGGUGGCGUUGAAAUUGGAUCUAGCCGAAGUUGCCGAGUUUGUCAAAGAACGUCUUGGUGUGGAGGUCGAGAUCAGUGGCUGCAAGGCGCCUAUUACAACCUUCAUUGUUGAACCAUUUGUUCCCCAUGACGAGGAAUAUUAUCUUUCAAUAGUCUCUGAAAGACUAGGGUGUACAAUUAGCUUCUCAGAAUGUGGAGGCAUUGAAAUUGAAGAAAACUGGGAUAAGGUCAAGACAAUAUUCCUUCCAACUGAAAAGCUUAUGACUUUGGAGGCAUGUGCUCCACUAAUUGCUACACUUCCUUUGGAGGUAAGGGGAAAAAUUGGCAACUUUAUAAUGGGUGUGUUUGCUGUAUUUCAAGACCUUGACUUCAGUUUUCUUGAGAUGAACCCAUUUACGCUUGUUAAUGGUGAACCGUAUCCCCUGGAUAUGAGAGGAGAAUUAGAUGACACGGCCGCCUUUAAAAACUUCAAGAAGUGGGGCAAUAUUGAGUUCCCUCUACCUUUUGGGAGAGUUUUGAGCCCAACAGAAAGAUUUAUUCAUUCAUUGGAUGAAAAAACCAGUGCGUCUCUGAAGUUUACUGUCUUGAACCCCAAAGGACGGAUCUGGACAAUGGUAGCUGGUGGUGGAGCAAGUGUGAUAUAUGCUGAUACAGUUGGAGAUUUAGGCUAUGCAUCUGAGCUUGGUAAUUACGCAGAAUAUAGUGGAGCUCCAAAUGAAGAGGAAGUUUUACAAUAUGCUCGUGUAGUUCUUGAUUGUGCUACAACUGAUCCAGAUGGCCGUAAGAGAGCUCUCAUUAUUGGAGGCGGUAUUGCUAAUUUUACUGAUGUUGCCUCUACAUUCAAUGGAAUUAUCCGAGCUCUCAGGGAGAAGGAAUCCAAGUUAAAAGCUGCUAGAAUGCACAUUUAUGUUCGGAGAGGUGGGCCUAAUUAUCAAACAGGUUUGGCAAAAAUGCGUGCAUUGGGAGAGGAGUUGGGAGUUCCUCUAGAGGUUUAUGGACCCGAGGCUACAAUGACUGGCAUUUGCAAACGAGCAAUUGAUUGUGUUAUAUCCACAGCAUAGAUUUGAAAGUCUCUUUCCUUUUUGUUUUUUAGGCUUCUAUAUUUUCCGUGCUUCAGUCUUUCCAAACCAAAACUGACAGUGCAUUUUCUGAAAUCAUGAAACUUUUGCAAUAACAGAGAAGUUUGAAAAGAAUUGUUUGUCGGCAUUCGAUGGAUAAUCAUAUGUAAUAAUGCAAAUGACCUAUUUGCAACAUUAUCAUAAGUUAGACUGUUACUCUGUUAGAGCAGGAAAAAUAUGCUCCCAUUCUCAUUAUAUUUACAUUUUACUGCAUAAGAUCUUAUAUUCUCGACCCGGAAUCCUUCUUUUCACUUGAAAAAAGAAACGGGUGUGACACGAAACUUCGAGGUCUGGUUUGGUUUGGAAAAAGUUAGAGAAAACUGUCAAAUGGGUCUUACUACUCCUGUCAUAAAAGUUAAUUGGGUUCUCGUACUUCUACUUGAAUCAAUCAAGUCAAUCAAGUGUUAAACAACAAUCAAUUUUGCUAUUUAGCCGGUUGAAUAUAGAUACUGCUGGUUAAUGCUGACAUGGAC